AUGGGUACAACACCAAGUCGGUACGAUGAUCUAUCUAAAAAUGUUUAUUUAGAAAAGUUUUGUGGAAAAAAAAGUAUUCUUCCAAAUGAUCCAUUUUGGAACACAUUUCUGUCUUACAACAUGAAACCACCUGUUACAAGAAAUGACCAAAUAGAAUUAGAUUCUCGAUUGGACUCCUCAUGCCAGCAAUUACUCGUUAACAAUUUAAGUACUGGCAAUUUUGGUAGUCUGAUACAAGUUGCUCUUAUGCGUGCUAGUAAUUUACUGGCAUCAAUGCAGAAUCAAAAAAUCAUAUCAGCAUGGCAAACAUAUAAUGCAUUGUUUGCAUUGAGAUGUAUAUUGAAAUAUUUAAUUGAAACAGUGGGUGAAGAAGAAAUGAUAAAACAUAUAGAAGCACCACAGUUACCAGUGCCAACACAAUCAAAUUCAUCUUACAGAUUAAAGGAUCUUUUUGAAGCAUUAAUUGAUAUUGUAACAGAUGUACCACUGUGUGAGUUCACAUAUGUGGUUCAUCUAGAAGCUAUAAAUUGUUUACUUGUAUUACUUUCUGUACAAUUGUUUUCACAAACUGCAGCUGAAUACAGCUGCAUCUACAGAAUAGCAAUGCAUUCACAUUCUAGUGAACAUGCACCGGCAAUGGUGUGUACUUUAUUGCAUAAUUUUGUGCAGCAAGAACAUGCUCCUCCUGGUUUACUUACACAACAGCCAGGAGGAAGUAUCGUUUUUAGUAUAGCUGCUGGAUUAUGGAAUGUAAUUACAAUGGGCAUGGGUAGUAGCUUAAAAAAUGUACAAGUUACAAGUAAUGGUACUUCUGAAGAAGAAGAACGAAAACGCGACACAGAAACACCUCUUGCUAGUCAAUCUUUAUUACUCCUAUUGGUAUUAACAAAUCACUGUACUGCAACUGAAAACCCUUACAGGAAUGCCCUUUUUACAUUUGUUGAUAUGCAAGAAGGCUAUUCCACAAUGCAAGCAAAAGGCGCAUUUAGGUUUAAUUUAAAUAAAUUGUAUAAUGCUAUAUGUAAGAUACCAAAUACAGAUGAAGUUACAUUAUUAUUAUACAUGUUGCUACAUAGGAAUGCAAGUAUAAAACAAGACAUCAUGAGAAGACCAGAUAUACAGCUAUUGGUAAUACCAAUACUUCAGAUAUUAUAUCAUGCUCCAAACAAUACAUCUCAUCAUAUUUAUAUGUCUCUUAUUAUCCUUCUAAUUUUAAGUGAAGACGAAACAUUUAACAAGAGGAUACAUGAAAUAAUGCUUAAGGGUGUGAGUUGGUAUACAGAAAGAUCAAUAAGUGAAAUAUCAUUAGGAGGUCUUUUAAUUCUUGUUGUCAUAAGAACUAUACAAUAUAAUAUGUUCAAAAUGAGGGAUAAAUAUCUUCACACAAAUUGUUUAGCAGCUUUAGCAAAUAUGUCAGCACAGUUCACAUCUUUACAUCCUUAUGUUAGUCAAAGAUUGCUAAGUUUGUUUGAAACUCUUGCAAAGAAACAUGCUAGAUUAGAAGCAAAAAUACGCACGCAACCUUCUAUUUCUUCUGAUAGUACUACUAUCACAAUUAAUGGAACAACAGCAAAUACAGAUUUGAUUCAAGACUUAACAAUACUUGAAGAAGUUUUGCGAAUGGUACUAGAGAUCAUAAAUAGUUGUUUAACUCAUAGACUCGCACAUAAUCCGAACUUAAUAUACACUCUUUUGUAUAAAAAAGAUAUUUUUCAACCAUUUAGGAUGCAUUCAGCAUUUCAAGACAUUGUGCAAAAUAUAGAUUCUGUCAUAAAUUUCUUUUCUUAUAAAUUGGAACAAAAAGAUCAGUCGCAACUUGGCGUGACUCAGGUAUUAACUACGAUCCAGCAAGGUACUAGUGAAUGGCCACGUGACCGUUUAAGGAAAUUUCCAGAACUAAAAUUUAAGUAUGUAGAAGAGGAACAACCAGAAGAGUUCUUUAUUCCUUAUGUAUGGAAUGUCGUGUGUCAAAGUGCACUGUUACAUUGGAAUGCAGAAAAUAUAAAAUUAUUUUCACCCCAUACUGGUGAACAAACCACGAUUAUCGUUUGCUGAUACUGAGAUAAAAACUGCUGUUUGCAGUAAAUACAUGAUGCAAUACAAAUGGAGUAAAAAAUAUUGGAAGUAUUAUUUCUUCAUGAGACACCCAUUUGAUACGAGAAAAACAAUAUAUAUUGUUUAUUGUAAAGGUAAUCAUAGCAGGCGGAUAGAGACUAACAUAAUACAUACUCAUUUUACGUCUGAAAUCAGUUUGUUGGUAUUUAUCUCUUGCCUUAGUCACUGUUUCAAUUAAUUAUAUUAAUAUUUCAUUUUCCAAAAUAACAGUGCUGUGUUGGAAAUGGAUAUUAGUUAAAUCUAAUGAAAUUUAAUUAAAAUAACAUGAAACCGUGGAAUAUUUUUAUGUUUUUUUAAUGUGCAUAAGCCUAAUUAAUAAGAUAUGAUUUAUAAACAAUACUAGUUAAUUCAUUCAUCGUGCAGUAAUGAAAUUGGCUUUAAUUUCAUAAGACUAUGCAUUGUUAAGACUGGUGUUACAAUCUAUCAUUUUAGAAAAGCUGCAUUAUCGCUUGAAUCAAAUAUCAUCGAUAAAUAAAAAUAUUUAAAUAUUCAACUGGAGCAGCAUAAAUUCACACCAUGGGUAAGAGUGAAACUUAAAUAUAAAAAUUUUAUAAUAAUCACAAAAGGAUAUAAAUAAAUAUUGGAGUUUCCAGAUGAAUUCAUGCUAAAAAGUAUUUUCGACAUAUUAAUAAAAUUUUCCAUAAUGAAAAUGAUAAUGAUAAGAGAAAA
This is a messenger RNA of Bombus impatiens (common eastern bumble bee), 2784 nucleotides long. Its product is annotated as dymeclin. The record is from RefSeq and is a predicted model, not a curated record. Bases 1 to 2055 code for a protein of 684 amino acids. Gene Ontology annotation, cellular component: Golgi apparatus. Gene Ontology annotation, biological process: Golgi organization. NCBI's taxonomy places the organism in Eukaryota, Metazoa, Arthropoda, Insecta, Hymenoptera, Apidae. The transcript has 11 exons.